UCCUUAACCCAGGUCUCUACAUGGUUUGAGCACGUCUCCAUGAUCGUGAUUCUCCUGAACUGUGUGACUCUGGGGUUGUACCAACCCUGUGAAGACGUCACCUGUCAGGCCGAGUGGUGCCUCAUACUACAGGUGUUUGAUGACUGUAUCUUUGCGUUCUUCGCGGUGGAGAUGGUCAUUAAGAUGGUGGCUCUGGGGAUCUUCGGUUCUAAGUGUUACCUUGGCGACACCUGGAACCGACUGGACUUCUUCAUCGUCAUGGCAGGGAUGAUGGAGUACUCUCUAGACGGACACAACGCUAGUCUGUCCGCUAUCAGGACCGUACGUGUGCUGCGGCCGCUCCGGGCAAUCAACAGAGUGCCUAGCAUGCGUAUCCUGGUGACUCUGCUACUAGACACUCUCCCCAUGCUGGGUAACGUCCUGCUCCUCUGUUUCUUCGUCUUCUUCAUCUUCGGCAUCGUCGGCGUGCAGCUGUGGGCGGGGCUACUGAGAAACAGGUGCUUCAUGGGAGAAGACUUCAGAACGCUCUAUAACUUGUCGUUAAGUGUGUACUACCAGCCGGAGGAGAGCGAGGAGGACCCCUUCAUCUGCUCAGCAAUUCGGGAGAAUGGAAUGUUGCGUUGCCAUGACGUCCCGCCCUACAGCGAGGGAGGGGCCGAGUGCUCACUGCCCGCGCCCUCUCUUGGCGGGGAGGACGGGGCCAGAGACGGAUGUGUGAACUGGAACCAGUACUAUAACGUCUGUCGGCCCGGCAACGUCAACCCUCACAAAGGAGCGGUGAACUUUGACAACAUAGCUUACGCAUGGAUAGCCAUCUUCCAGGUGAUAACUCUGGAAGGCUGGGUGGACAUCAUGUACUACGUUAUGGAUGCUCACUCCUUCUACAAUUUUAUAUAUUUUAUACUGCUCAUCAUAGUGGGCUCUUUCUUCAUGAUCAACCUGUGCCUGGUAGUCAUAGCGACCCAGUUUGCGGAGACGAAGCAGCGCGAGAACGCGUUGAUGCGCGAGCAGCGAGCGCGUUACAUGUCCAACGACAGUACUCUGGCCAGCUACAGCGAACCGGGAUCCUGCUAUGAAGAGAUGCUGAGAUACGUCUCACACCUCUACCGUAAACUGACCCGACGAGUACAACGUCUGUACACAACCUGGCACAGUAAGCGUCGUAAGAAGGUAAACCCUAACGGAGGAGGAAGUGGCCCGGGGGUCGGCCGCAGAACGUCCAGAAACGCCCCCUGGCUCCGCCCCGUACACAACCUGCUGCAGCAUCACCAGCGCCACCACUGUCGGCACAGCAACGGAGGACACCCCCCCGUAGCAACAGGUGGGGAGGAGCUGGAGAUGAGGUCACUUCCUGGCCCGGGUCGUGACCCCUCUGUGACCCCUGGGCUGGGGUCGUCUCUCCUGGGUCGUCUGAACGGAGGGAUGAACUACCCCACCAUCCUGCCCUCCUUCAUCUGCAGCUUCACCCCCACAAACCCCCACAACCCCCUCCCCACACACCCCCUCAAACCCCUACCCCCGGACCCCCUCAGCAAGCUGCACCAACUCAUGGGACAGCACAGCCGUCCUCGGCUGCUGUACCAGCUGGCUGGCGUGGUGCCCUCCCCGCUUCUCCUGGAGCUGUUGGGCUGCCCGCUGUGUGCCCGCGCCCUAGAGGGCAUGGAGCUGGACCUGAGCGACCCGGAGGGUUCUAGGGGAGAGGCGCACACCCUGCACGACUUCCCCCAGGGAGGAGAGGGACGCGGCGGCCGUGGGAGGCGCCUGCGCAAGGCGGGGCUGGGGGCGGGGCUGGGGCUCGGGGUGAAGAGGGCCGGUAACAGACUGGUGGAGCUGGGGACAGGAUUCAGAGACAGACUGAAACGCAUCGUAGACAGCAAGUACUUCAACAGAGGGAUAAUGACUUCCAUCCUCAUCAACACUCUCAGUAUGGGGAUAGAGUACCAUCAACAGCCGGUGGAGUUGACAGACAUCCUGGAGAUCAGUAACAUCGUGUUCACCUGCAUGUUCCUCCUGGAGAUGCAUUUCAAGCUGCUGGCCUUCGGUCUCUUCGGCUAUAUCAAGAGCCCCUACAACAUAUUCGACGGUAUCAUCGUCAUCAUCAGUGUAUGGGAGAUCAUUGGCCAGGCGGACGGCGGUCUGUCUGUCCUGCGUACGUUCCGUCUGCUGCGCGUCCUAAAGCUGGUCAGGUUCCUGCCCGCCCUGCGCAGACAGCUGGUGGUUCUGAUGAAGACGAUGGACAACGUGGCCACCUUCUGCACACUGCUCAUGCUCUUCAUCUUCACCUUCAGUAUCCUAGGCAUGCACCUGUUUGGGUGUAAAUUCAAUCUGCAGAUGGAGAACGGAGACACCAUCCCAGACCGCAAGAACUUUGACUCGCUACUCUGGGCCAUCGUCACUGUGUUCCAGAUCCUGACUCAGGAGGACUGGAAUGUGGUCCUGUAUAACGGCAUGGCCUCUACCUCUCCUCUCGCUGCUCUCUACUUUGUAGCUCUGAUGACCUUUGGGAACUACGUCCUCUUCAACCUGCUGGUGGCCAUCUUGGUGGAGGGCUUCCAGGCUGAGGGUGACGCCAACCGGGCGGACUCUGACGAUGACAAGAGGUCUGAUGACGAUGGAGAGGAGAAGGUUGGAGAGCUGAAAGACACAGAGCUGAAGAUGUAUUCUCUGAUGAUGACGGCCAACGGUCACGCGGACCGCAACACUCUGGCUCCUCCAAUAAUCAUCACGCGCACGGCGGCGACCCCCGUGCCGACGCCCAAGAGCUCAUUGGGCCCUGAGUCCGUUCUGGGGGAGGAGCUCGUGUAUGGAGAUGUUUGUUCAGGGUAUUCGGCGCCGGGGAUUGACGACGCCGAUUCUCGUCACGGCAACGCGGGUGCUUCCAUAGACCCCUCAGCCUACGACCAGCGCUCUCUGUCCAGCCCCGGCCAGCACUCGCCCCUCCCUCCCAGAGGUCAGGGGUCAGUCAGUGGGUGGGGCAGCAGGAGGUCAAGUUGGAACAGCCUCAACCGCGCCCCCAGCCUCAAACGCAGCAAAACCAGCGGAGAGAGAGAGAGUCUGCUCUCAGGGGAGGGAGGAGGGGAGGAGGAAGAGGGGUCCUCGGAGCUGCUACAGGUGUCCUCUCUGGGCCCGUCGGUAACAGGGGAGUACGGGGACUGUAACGGGAGGAGUCUUCAUCACAUGACCUAUGACCCCAACAAGGACCUUUCACCUGACGAUGACAUGGAGGAGGACAACCUGUGGUUCCGGGUCAGGAGAACGCUGCAGAGCCACAAGCCGCGCUGGUGCAGAGAACAUGAAGACUGGAACCUCUACCUGUUCUCCCCUCAGAACUCGUUCCGUGUGUGGGCUAAGGGGAUGAUCUCUCAUAAGAUGUUUGAUCACGUGGUCCUGAUCUUCAUCUUCCUCAACUGCAUCACCAUCGCUCUGGAGAGACCCGGCAUACAGCCUCACAGCACCGAGCGAGUGUUUCUGAGUGUCUCCAACUACGUGUUCACUGUCAUCUUCCUGGCUGAGAUGACUGUCAAGAUUGUAGCGUUGGGGUUCUGCUGGGGUAAACAGAGCUACCUGAAGAGCAGCUGGAAUGUUCUGGAUGGGAUCCUGGUGUUUGUCUCUCUGUUGGACAUCCUGGUGUCUCUGGCCUUGACCGGAGGGAACCGCAUCCUGGGAAUCCUCAGAGUACUACGCCUGCUACGCACACUACGACCUCUCAGGGUGAUCAGUCGAGCCCCAGGGCUGAAGCUGGUAGUAGAGACUCUGAUCACGUCUCUGAGACCCAUUGGAAACAUCGUUCUCAUCUGCUGCGCUUUCUUCACCGUGUUUGGAAUACUGGGAGUACAGCUGUUUAAGGGUAAAUUCUACCUCUGUGAAGGCCUGGACACCAGAAACAUCACCACCAAGUCAGACUGUCUGCUGGCCAACUACCGCUGGACACGCAGGAAAUACAACUUCGACAACCUGGGACAGGCGCUGAUGUCCCUGUUCGUGCUGUCCUGUAAGGAUGGAUGGGUCAACAUCAUGUAUGAUGGCCUGGAUGCAGUGGGAGUAGACCAGCAGCCGGUGAGGAACCACAACCCGUGGAUGCUCCUCUACUUCAUCUCCUUCCUCCUCAUCGUCAGUUUCUUCGUCCUCAACAUGUUCGUGGGCGUGGUCGUGGAGAACUUCCACAAGUGUCGUCAGGACCAGGAAGAGGAAGAGCAGCGGCUACGGGAAGAGAAGAGGCUCAAAAUCCUGGAGAAAAAGCGCAGGAGUAAGGAGAAGGAUGGGUCCGAGGCCCAACAGAGACCCUACUAUGCAGACUACUCCCCGGUGCGUCUCACCAUCCACACGUUGUGCACCAGCCACUACCUAGACCUCUUCAUCACCGUCAUCAUCGGCAUCAACGUCGUCACCAUGAGCAUGGAGCAUUACAACCAGCCACAGUAUCUGGAGGAGGCUCUGAAGUACUGUAACUACCUGUUUACCUGCAUCUUCGUCAUCGAGACGCUGCUGAAACUAGUGGCCUUCGGACUGCACAGGUUUUUUAAAGACAGGUGGAACCAGCUGGACCUCGCCAUAGUGCUACUGUCCAUCAUGGGCAUCACUCUGGAGGAACUAAAGAUGAACGCAUCACUACCCAUCAACCCCACCAUCAUCAGGAUCAUGAGAGUCCUGAGGAUCGCUCGAGUGUUGAAGCUGUUGAAGAUUGCUACAGCCCUGAGGAUCACUAGAGGUAGACACAGUACUGAGGAUCACUAGAGGUAGACAGAGUAC
Messenger RNA from Salvelinus fontinalis (brook trout), 4749 nucleotides. Its product is annotated as voltage-dependent T-type calcium channel subunit alpha-1H-like. The record is from RefSeq and is a predicted model, not a curated record. Gene Ontology annotation, biological process: membrane depolarization during action potential; positive regulation of calcium ion-dependent exocytosis; calcium ion transmembrane transport. The transcript is spliced from 30 exons. Gene Ontology annotation, cellular component: plasma membrane; voltage-gated calcium channel complex; voltage-gated sodium channel complex. Gene Ontology annotation, molecular function: voltage-gated sodium channel activity; low voltage-gated calcium channel activity. Bases 40 to 4734 code for a protein of 1564 amino acids. Lineage: Eukaryota; Metazoa; Chordata; Actinopteri; Salmoniformes; Salmonidae.